Molecule: messenger RNA, 6217 nt
Organism: Osmia bicornis bicornis
Lineage: Eukaryota; Metazoa; Arthropoda; Insecta; Hymenoptera; Megachilidae
Gene: Ehbp1
Product: EH domain-binding protein 1
Exons: 18
Coding region: 382-3243 (953 amino acids)
Molecular function (GO): protein binding
Source: RefSeq, a predicted model, not a curated record
UCACAGCACAAGAUCGAAUAGAUUGUGAAACUUUUUGAUCUUGUGGCUGUUUCUUCAUUUACCGUGAUAUCAAAGUGUAACGUAUUUUAUAUGUGCAUGAUAUUGCGAUUAAAAACAUGAUAACGAUACGUGUGACAAGCUGUUUAAAGAAAUAAAUGAUCUCGUAGUGCAUCACUAUAAGUAGUGGUAUCAGACGCAUGAGCGAUUUUAACACUUAAGUAGUAUAGAUCAAAUAGUAUCCUUUGUCAACGAUAGAUCUCAGAAUUUUCGUAAUUUCUCAUGAAGAAAUGAUGUGCCAGAUUCAACGCGUUUGUAAGUAAUCGCAAGUUGAACAACGUAUAGUGACAAUCAUCCGAACAAACAACUAUUAUAAAUAAGAACAUGAGUUCCGUUUGGAAACGAUUGCAACGAGUAAACAAGAGAGCUGCAAAGUUUGAAUUCACCGUUUCGUAUCAUGAAGUUACUUUAGAAACAACUACAAAAUGGAAACCAAACAAGCUAAGCGUUGUAUGGACAAGACGUAGUAGAAGAGUUAGCUCAGAACCAUUGGAUUGGGAGCCAAGUUUAAGCGAUCCCUUAAAAGGGGUUAUUAGUUGGGCAGUUCCUGACAAUCACACAGUUUCAGUGACUCUGUUUAAAGAUCCAAGGACCCAUGAAUUAGAGGACAAAGAUUGGACAUUUGUGAUUGAAGAUGUCUCUUCUACCGGUAAAAGAAGGCAUGUGGCCGCAACAAACAUAAAUAUGAAGAAAUAUGCAACUUUAGAAUCUAGUCAGCAACAACUUAAGUUGGAUUUGAAACCUACUUCCAAGAAAAUUGUUAGCGCUACAUUAGAAUGUACUUUAUCGUGCGUUUUCUUACGAGAAGGCAAAGCGACGGACGAGGAUAUGCAGAGUAUGGCUAGUUUAAUGUCGGUUAACAAUAACAGCGAUAUCGCACCUUUAGAUGAUUUUGAUAACGAAGAUAUACCCGAAGACGUCGAAGAAGUCUGCGUAAAAAAUCUCGAUGAAAUCUUAGAUAUAUCUGCUCAACUUGAUUUAAUGACUAGUAGUCUUACUGAAAGUGAAUUACCUAGUACACCGAUAAGUGUGGCAAGUUUAUCAAAGGAUGAUACUACACCUGUAAAUGAAACAGAUCGCUUCAUACGCGAUAUUAGUCUAACAGGCAUUGGUGAUUCUUUUAAAGAAAAAUCUCCUUUAAAGGACAAUGUUGCAGUUGAAAACAAUAAAAACAUUGAACAUAGUACUCUAUCAAGAUUACCAUUGCAACCGUUAGAAUUCACAAAAAACGACGGCAAUAUUCCUAAGUUAAAAGAAAUAACACCAGGUCAAGAUCUCUUAGAAUGGUGUAAAGAGGUGACAAAAGAUUAUCCCGGUGUGAAAGUUACUAAUCUUACAACAUCUUGGAGAAACGGAAUUGCAUUUUGUGCAAUUGUACAUCAUUUUAGACCUGAUCUUAUAGAUAUAGAUUCGUUGUUACCACAUGAUGUCAAAGGUAACUGUAAAAAAGCAUUUGAUGCUGGACAAGCUCUUGGUAUACCAAGAGUAAUAGAACCAUCAGAUAUGGAUAUAUUAACUGUACCUGACAAAUUAGCUGUGAUGACAUAUUUAUAUCAGUUGAGAGCACAUUUCACUGGUCAUGAAUUAGAGGUACAUCAAAUAGGUAAAACUGCAGAUGAAUCUUCUUACAUGAUUGGUAGAUUUAAUACAGACAAUAAUUCAGAUGUGAGUGUGCAACUAUUCGGUCAAGAAAUAAUUAAUUUACGGAAGAAAGAUCAAGCGGAAUAUAAAAAUAAUAAAGCAGACGCUAAUAGACGAUCAAACCCGUUUGAUAAUAAAAAGGAGGAUGUGAAUAUUGACUCCCUAAAGAAUCAGUUGCACUUAAGUUUAAAUAUAGAAAAUCAAGAUCACGAUCAAUGCAACAAAGAUAAAUCUCCGUCGAGUGUUAAAGAUGUUAAGGAUAUUAUACUAGCCAGUUCAAAAAGUAUUCUAGAAAAAGUGUUAUCACCGACUAAAGAAAAAUCUUUAUCUAGAGAAAAAAGUAAAUCUCCGCCAAGAAUAUUGCAAGUUCAACAACGACCUAUAUUAAUGACUCGUCGCCAAUUAACUGAUCCGUUUGGAUCAGACGAAGAAGAGGAAAACAUUCAAAUAAUUGAUGAAGAAUGGCCUCAGUCGGUGACAGUGAACAAAUCGGAAACACCAAUUCGUGAUGAUUCAAUGAUCGCAAAUGAAAGGGGAAAUCAUAUCGAGUGUCAGAGUAUAUCAUCACCUCAAGGAGAACAUCGUUCUCAGCAUCCAUUAGUCAGUCGGCAUGAUGAAUUAAGAGAACGUGCCAGACAACUAUUAGAACAGGCUAGGAAUACAAAGUCAGCUGGCCUUGUUUCUACUGCUGCUAGUCCUAUCGAGAGUCAGAAUGAUGAUGAAAGACAGCAACAGUUACGUGAAAGGGCAAGGCGUUUAAUCGCUGAAGUAAAAAUGGGAGUUAAUAUUACUUCGAGUCAAGUUAACGAUGACAAUAGCAGUGACAGACGAUCAAUGGAUGAUCAGAAUAAUAGUCCAAGACGAAGUAUCACACCGUCUACUCCUGGUGAUAAAUUUAGUACAAAGUCUGAAUACAAUGGAAAUAUAUUAGGAAGUACGAGUGUUAUAGAUGGUGAUAAAAAGAUCACAUCUCCUCUGUACUCGUUUUCCAAAAUAAUUGAAAGAAUCUCACCAGAUAAAACUAGUCCCGAUGGUACUUCAUAUGCACUCAGAGGGUUGGGGAAGGAUAUGACAUCGUACAUUCAAAAUGAAUUAGAGGCAUUAGAAAGAGAACAAACUCAAAUAGAUAUUCAAGCUGGUAAACUUGAAAAACAACUUCGGGAUGCUAUGGAAAGUGAUAACGAAGAUGAAACUGAAAGACUGAUGUCUCUAUGGUUUACUCUUGUUAAUAAGAAAAAUGCACUUCUAAGAAGGCAAAUGCAAUUAAAUAUAUUAGAAAAGGAAGAUGAUUUAGAACGACGAUUUGAGUUGUUAAAUCGUGAAUUGAGGAGUAUACUAGCGGUUGAAGAUUGGAGAAAAACUCCUGAACAAAAAAUGCGAGAAAAUUUACUAUUAGAAGAAUUAGUUUCUAUUGUGAACAAGAGAGAUGAGCUAGUUCAUCAUCUUGAUACACAAGAAAGAGCUAUAGAAGAUGAUGACGAAAUAGAACGCGAUCUAUCUAGAGCUGGGUUAGCUCAACGAAACAAAAGUUGUAUGAUACAAUGAAAACUUAAUUCUCUGUUCUCCUUAUUAGAACGAUAAGUGACAGGUAUGAUUCAUUUUGCUGUGGGGUUGCCAAAGAAGACGUAAAAUUUUUCUUUGACAUAGAGUCAACAAUUUUACAAUCGAUAAAACAAUAAUAUUUAGAAAGUUAUUUUGUACUAUCAAGUGCAAUACAAAUUGUACAAUCAUCGUUCCAUAUUUAUACGUGCAUUAUUAAGUAUUGCAUUAAUAUGAUAGCACUUUUGACAGUGGAUCGAAGGUUCAGAUUAAAAAUUGUUCCGUCGAAAAAACUACAAAUUAAAUAAAAUCUGUUACGAUGUUAUGAUAGUUGUAAAAAAAAAAAAGUAUGUUAUUCUAGGGAAGAAAAACAGUUUUGAUUAUAUUACAGUAUGUCCAUGCAUGAUUAAAGCGUCUCAUGAAAAGGCAAUAGUAAAGAAGGUACUGAUAUUCUGAUCUAAAUAAGGUGCUGGAAUCUUUGAAUCAGAAGGAAAUAUGGGAAAAAAUAUGUUGCAAUGUGUAGUUUAUCGCUUCUGCAACUUGAUAAUAUCAUAAAUUAUAUUAAUCGCUUGAAAAUAAGCGAAAAGUUACUAAUUGCUGCGAAGUAAUCCAAAAAUUAUAUUAAUAUUCAAAAAUUUAGCAAUGAAUUUUAAUCGAUUAUACUGUUAAUUUUAUAAUUUAUGAUACUCUUUUUAGAUUAUAUUUAUUUUAUUUGUGCCAUAUAGAUAGCUUAAUUUCUAUUUAUAAAUGUUACUAUACGUUUACGAAAUAUUUGCCAUUUUAUGUAAUAUGCAAUUUUGCAUAAGAUUCUAUACUAUUGAUUAUUUAUUACUAAAUUUGUUAUUAGUAAUGUAUGGAGGCCUAAUCAAUUUCAUACAUUCUGAAAAUUUGUAAAUGAAAAUUACUGCAUACUUGUUUUUAAAAAACGGAUUGAUAAAUAACGGUAACUUAUUAAAAAAAAAAGGCAUGAAAAAUUGCUACAUAUAUCACAAAUAUUCAUGUUUCAAAUUGUAUAAUGUUUGAUUGUAAUAAUUUAUAUAAUUACAUAUGCUUCGAAACACGAUAUAGCAUUUUAUUGAUGUAGCACAAAAUAAAUUUAUGAAGUAUUUAAUCGUCAAAAGUUUUAAUUAAAAAAUGAAUUAUUUUCUAUUAUUUGGUUCUUCAAUUCUCUCACUGAAAUGUGAUUGUGCAAUUAAAAAAAUAAGUAUACAGUGUUUACAUUUCUUCAUUAAAAGUAAAAUGUUCCUUUUAUCCUUUACAUGUAAAUAUAUCUUAUACAUGUAAAAUUAAUGCAAUACUUAUUGUUAUUAAGUAUUAAGAAAACGCUCUCUUAAAGGCAUUGGUAUUCGUUUUUGGAAAAUCUAAAUUUCAAUUGAUGUGGUAUAAUGUGAUGGAAUUGGUGCUGGCAUAUCAUACUGAAUGUAACUGCCAUAAUCGAUCAUCAUUAAAUAUAUAUGAAAAAGGAUACUAUUGCCAAGUGUGCAUGUACUAAUUAGAAAGUAAUUUCUUUCUUACUUUUGUGUAAAAAUAACAAUAUCAGAAGCUGGAGAACAAAUUGUAAUCUUUCAUUAAUUUCUAUGAAUGAAGCAUAUUUUUGUUUCAUGUUUAUGUAGUGAAUAUUAUUGUAUAUAUGUAAUGACAUUAUUAAGCUAUGGCAUAUUAAACAACUGAAAUCUGUUAAUUUCCAUUUAAUAGAUAUUCAAAUGUGGAAUGUUCGUAGAAAUCUCGUGUUGCAAUAUUAAGGUGUAACUAUAAUUGAAUACUCUAAUGGAAAAUAUUCAAUUUUAUGACUAAUUUAGCAAUAAUUUAUCAUUUUAGUGCCUAUGACUAUUUAUAUUGGUAUGUGAGAGUGCAAGGUUAUGUAUAAUAUAACAGGUGAGGUAAUACAUGUGCAUAAUUCCAUGUUUGCGAUCAUACAGUGUAUCUCAUAAUUAUUGAAGCAAUUGACGUGGCUCAAUAAAAAAAAAAAAAAUUUCAUUGAUGUUUCAUAUAACUCGAUCAUUAACAUUGUUUUAAAAGUGAAUAAUGGAGAUCAACACAAACAUAAAAAGUACAAACAUUUUUUCAAUACUUAUAUAUUUUCUAAUCAGUGGAAUGAAAUAUUUAAGUUAGGUUGAGAUACUCUGUAUGUAUAUUUCUGUAUAAAACCAGCUUUCUGUUUUCAUAUCAUUAUUGUGCUAACAUGUAACUUAUUUUAUUUAUUAUCGUUAUGAACGCCGUCUUUAAUAGAAUAUAAUUGUAUAAGCAAUGAUAAUUCUUGCCAAUGUUUUCCAUUAAGAAGAAUCGCGAUCUUCUUAAUUUGAAAGGUAACACGAAGUACUUCAUGUGAAAGAAACAAGCGUAUAAUGUGUCAAAAAGUAUCACGCAAUAGCUAUUGAUAAAUUAAAGCAAAUAAAGCACUAUAAAAAAUAUCAAUAAUUGUUGCAAUACUUUUCCGUACCUUUCUAACAUGACGAAGUUGUACCCAGGGUGUUCGGCUGAGGGUGGAUAUUCUUCGAAGGGGUCGUAGUUGGGGUGCUUCUGAAUAACUUUUUCUGCUACCAAAAUGCAAGUUGUGGCUUAAUUUUUGAAUUAAUAAACGAGAAACACGCGAAAGUAUCGGCUACGAGAACCACGCGCAACUUUAUUCGCGAACAAACCGCGCGCCAUGUCAAUUCGUAGACGACGCUCUCGCGACUGCGCCUGCGCACUGCGCGCCAUAUCAAUGCGCGCGCUCUAAUUGCUCGCUAUUUUUAAUUAACAAUUCAAAAACUAAGCCUUAACGAGCAUUUUGGUAAAGGAAAAAGAUGUUCACAAUUACCUCAGCUACCAUUCCCUUAAGGAAUGCCCACCCCUAAUCGAACACGCUGUAUAUACAUUAAUAUUAUUUAAAUAUGUAAUAACACGAACGUUUAUGUUUUGUGAGAAAUAUGGUAUUUGUAAUUUUAAUAAUGUUAAAUAAUUGUACACUUUAAUAUAAGUUUGAAAUUCUAUAAAUGCA